Messenger RNA from Malaclemys terrapin pileata, 3748 nucleotides. RefSeq lists its product as uncharacterized. NCBI's taxonomy places the organism in Eukaryota, Metazoa, Chordata, Testudines, Emydidae. Gene Ontology annotation, molecular function: protein binding. The transcript has 10 exons. The coding region runs from base 567 to 1973 and encodes 468 amino acids. The record is from RefSeq and is a predicted model, not a curated record. Gene Ontology annotation, cellular component: Golgi apparatus.
GCGGGGCCUGGCGGGGGCUCGGGAGAGCCGCGGGGCGCAGCGGGAGCUCCCUAAUCCCAUCUCGCCGAGCGAAAUUCCAGCAGCGAUGCUUGCUGCUCUUCCCCUGCAGAUUUGGAGGGGUAGCUCCCAGGUCACUGUCAUGCUCUGCAACAGCGACUACAGUUGAUGUGAACAUGCACUCUCCCAGACCCAUGAGGUGCUCCCAGCUGGACAGCAAGACCUCCGAGGUGACACCACCCCUCUGGCUACUACUAUGGAAUACAGACCAGUCCAUCAGGGAAGUGGUUAUGGACUGGGUUCUGGUUCAAACCUAGCCUAGGACAAUAGUGGCUGGAAGUUGUUACCAUCACAAAAACUACAAAUGCAACGGACACCUUAGCAGUCUCAGCAGAGGCAAAGGAUUGAGUGGGCUCCGGAAACUGAACAACGCUCUCUGCUCUCAGAUCCUCACAAGCCUCAUUCCACUUCAAGAGAUGGCUCAUCCCAAGUUUAGGAGAGAAAUAAAUCUAAAGAAGAAACUCUUGCAAUGUGAGACCCUACCAAGAUGAGAUUGGGUCCCUGAUGAGAUGAGAUUUGGCAAGAACCCAGAUGUAGGGAUGAAAAGGAACACCGCAAUGUGCCUAUGGAAACCUGUACCACAGAGCAAGCCUUUUCCAUGCGAUCGGUACAAACAUGCCUGCAGCAUCUGCAGAGGAUUUGUUUAUCUUUACGGGGGUCGGUGCAACAGCAGCCUAAGUGACUUCUGGCGGUACAAUAUAGCAAGCAACAAAUGGGAAAAACUGGAUUGUUCAGAAGAUGGCCCAGAAGAACUGGAAGAACAUUCAAUGGUGGCUUAUCAGGGCAUCCUCUAUAUUUUCGGUGGGAUGUUGGAUUCUGCUUUUACACAGGCGAAGAUCCCUCUCUGGAUGUAUGACAUUGAUUCAGCGAGAUGGACUGAGUGCAGGCACACAGCAGUGGAGAUUGAGAGCACUGCUCCAGCUAACAGAAAGGGCCACAGCGCAGUAGUGUACAAUUCCAGCAUGUACAUCUAUGGGGGAUACUUCGACAUCAAAGGGAUUUCACAAGAGUUUUGGGCUUUGUGUUUUGAUACAGGAGAGUGGUCACAGGUAUCUCCACUGACUUGUGACGCUGGUCCAGGACCCCGGCAUGGUCACUCAGCUGUGGUUUACGGCACGGGCAUGUACCUGUUCGGAGGACUGAUGGGGCUGAGUGAACAGAGGGACCUAUGGAAGUGGGACUUUACAAGCUGCAAGUGGUCCACUAUCAGAACAAGCCAACGUCCUCCAAAAGUGGUGGGACACUCUUCUGUGGUCUUUCAAGACUCCAUGCUGACUUUUGGCGGAGGGAUUUCAAACUCUAGGCCUAACAACAGCUUGUGGAAGUACCAUUUCAGUUCCCAGAUAUGGGAAAAACUGGCUAGUACAACAGAGGUAAUUCUUUCUUCUAAAAGGUAUCACCGCAUCCUGGGAAUUGGUGUUGGUUUCCAACUGACGCCAGGUUUCUCUGGGGUAUCCCCCAUCAAUCACUGGUGUCCAAAGGGGAAAGAGCCUCAAAAGUUGGCGGCGGUCUCAAAGCAGUGUGCCCAUUUUCAUGGCUACUUUCGCCAGCAGCCUGUACACCAACCAUUCAGCAAUGACGAUGGCAACGAGAUAGAAAUGAAAACCUUUAGCCAGCCUCUGGAGCCAUUGGGCUUUUGCUCAUUCCAAACCUCUUCCGAGGCAGAACUGUGCGCAGACAAAGCACAGAGCAUAUUUUCCAAAAAUGAGCAUCUCUCCCACCUCAUCGCUUCCCAAGAACAAGGUCUCACUGCCGCUGAAGUUACAAAAAACAGGAGAGGAACUGACUGUCAGCCUGAGAGACCUGGGAGCAUGGCAGUUACCAACCAUCCUGAUAUGCUGCUCCUGAUUGGGGGCAAGCCCCUGUCCAGUCUCUGUGAAAUCUCACUCUGGCAAAUGGAGCUGAACAGCAUUUAAAUGACAUACACAUAAGAAGGGAGAAGAGAGCCAUUCCCACCUGCUUCUCAGCAGAACUAACCAGGAAGUAUUAUAUUCAGUGGCCUACUGCACAUUCUGGGUGAAAAACAGUCUUCCUAAUAACUGACCUGAACUUUUUAUACAGUCGUGGUUCAUGAAGAUUAUUUGGCAAGCUGUGUAUGUGUUCAAAAAGAAAGUGAGGAGAUCCCAGAGAGAGAGCUUGCUGCAGAGGAAGACUUGGAAAUUGUUAAUAAAGAAUCUGCCUGUUUAUUUCUGCUGUGUUCAGGGAAACAGGACCUUGUGUUCAGUCUCUUUAAUGAAACAAGAUUGCACCAAAAAAAUAUUCCUGACUCAUAUUACCAAUUUAUCCUUCUAACUGAAACAAACCUCCAAGGUCCUGAAUAUUGGCUAAUUGUCUGGGCCAAGUGGGCAGCAGUAUUAUGCUAUUUAAAUGGAAGAUUUGGGGGUUUUGGAAAUAGAGACAGACCAGCAUACAGCAGCCAUAAAAUGAGCAAAUGAGGUCUUGAGUUGUAUUAACACAGGGACUGACAAUAACACCAAAGGAGUUAUAUUGUUAGGCCCUGGUGGUACUUAGACCCUAGUUGAAUACUUUGUGAUGUACUGAUCACCAUCCUGCAGGAAGUAUAUGUGGCCAUGGGGAAGGUAUAACAUAGUGCUGCAAGGUAGAUCCUAGGACCAAGGACAUGAUAAAAGGCUUGGACAUUUUCUUACUGGAAAAAGAGAGCUUUUAAGUGAGCUUUUUGGUUCAACAAAACUGACUGAGAAACUGUUCAUGCUGACAGAGCUCAAAAAUUGGGGCCAGAGUCAAGGGGAAAUGCCACUUCCUUUCUAAUUUCUGCUUUAAUCCUCCAGCUCUGUCAUUUUUAAAAAACUGUUUUCACAUACCUUAAAAUAGCAAAGUGCAUAUCACACAUUUCCCUUCUACAGCGAGUGCAAAGAAAAGAAAAAAAGCAUCUCCAUAGAACUCAGUAGUGGCUCUCCUGCAAAUGCUGGGAAAAGUUGAAAGGUAAAAGUACUGAAUGUACAUACACAAGCUAUUGCAAACAUUUUUUGCCAGAUGCUGCCAUCUCAUGGCCUGAACCUGAAGAGUUUGGAGCACCCUCAAUUGCCACUGAAGUCAAAGGCAACUAGGGAUAUUCAGCACUUUUCAGGAGAUUCAGUACCUGGCAAGUUCAGGCUAUUUUUCUCAACUUCAUGAUGUUUUUAAUAAUGUAUUUUUAUGACCCCUGAAUGUGCAACUUGUAACGAAGGCCAAAUGUAGCAUAAAUGAAUGAGGUGCAGAUAUAUGGCAAAAGUGUUUGGGCCCUCAUUUUAUUUAGGAUUUUAGUAUAUUUAAAAAAAUCCCCCUCCAUCUAGUUUCAUUAACUAGAUGUAUCACUUUUUAAAAUACUGUCACAAAACUUCUGCCUUUAUAUCAUGUAUUUGUCAGCCUAGCCCACAGAGCUAUUUGAUAUUUCCAUAUAAAUUCACUACAGAGUUAUUUAACUUAAUGGUUAAUCUUUAGCUUCUCUUAUUACUGAAGUCAAACUUUUAACGAUACUGGUAGCAGUGUUAUUUUAAUACCAGGUACUUAAUCCAAAUACUGGGUUGGAGGAGGGUAGUAAGUUGCGUAACCAUGGAAUUAUUUCAGAUCGCUGUGAAGGCAGCUGAGAUGUACAUUAAUUCCUACAUCUGGAAAAGGAACAGUUCUAACUACACCAUCAGAGUACAGGAGAACCUCAGAGUUACAAACACCUCGGGAAUGGAAGUUGUUU